CUUCACCAACUAACCAAACUAGUGAACUACUGGCCUAAGCUAGCCUCGAGACGAUGCAGAGGCACAGAUGCUACACAGUCUGAUCGAUGCUGCAAAAUGGCUCCCACUAUACAAGACAGUCAACGUGAAAGAAGGGAGUCAGGGAGAAUUGUGAAAAGUGACUUUGUGUGCCGAGUAAAAUACAAUAACUCUUUGCCAGAUAUUCCAUUUGAUGCAAAAUUCAUCACAUACCCUUUUGAGGGUAACAGGUUCAUCCAUUACAAGCCUACUUCUCUCGAGAGGAGCUACAAACAUGACCUGCUAACUGAGCCUGACUUAGGUGUAACAAUAGAUUUGAUAGAUCCUGAUACCUACAGUAUAUCUAACAAUGAACUGCAUCCAGCAGAUGAAAAAUUACUGGAAGAGGAGUUCACUAUGCAAGCAGACCAUAAAAGACAAAGGCAACAUACCAAGAGUGUCACGUGGCUGAGAAAAACACAGUAUAUAUCAACAGAAUUCAACAGAUUUCAAACAUGCAAUGAUAUGGUUGAAACAAAAGUCGGAUUUAAUGUCAAGAAGAAAAUGAAAGGAAUCGAUUUAUAUAAGGAUCGCGAAGCUCAGAUUCAAUCAAUUGAAGGAAGUUUUGAGGCUGCAAAGAAACCUAUAACGGCACACCACGCUAAUCCAAGAUUGAAGCCAGUUGAUAUAAUGCCUGUUUUUCCUGAUUUCAGUUUUUGGCAUAUGCCUUGUGCCCAUGUGAUUUUCGAUACGGAACCUACUCCAAGAGGCAAGGCUGAUCCAGCAUCAAUCGAUGAAAUGUCUCAUGCCAUGAUCAGGGGUAUGGAAGACGAAAGUGGUGAUCAGUUUGUUGCAUAUUUUCUGCCAAGUGAUGACACACUACGUAAAAGGAAGAGAGAAGAAGCCGAUCCUAGUGAAAUUGCAAGCGAAGAUGAGAGUGAUUAUAAGCUUGCCAGGGAAUACAACUGGAGUGUCAAGAAUAAAGCUAGUUCCGGGUAUGAGGAAAACUACUUCUUUGCUUUGCGAGAAAACGAAGGUGCUUUUUACAACGAACUACAAACAAGGGUGAAGCUGAACAAGCGACGAGCUAAAGGCGGUGCAGGAGGAAUCAGCUCGGCAGUUUCCAAAUUGGUCGUGCGAAACAGAGAGCCGACAGAAGCUGAACUGAAUUUGCAGAAAUCAAGACUUUCACAGCUUGAAAACGCUGCGCUUGAGGAGGAGCUGGACGAAGACGAGGACGAACCCGCAAGUCCAGACAGUGAUCAAGUAAAUGCUGAUGACGUCAACUUGGAAGAACAAGACGAGGCCGAGGAUAGAAAAGCUGAAGACGCGGAAUCGAACGAAGAGGGUAAAAAAUCUGACAAUGCAGUGGAAGUUGCUGAGGAUCAAGAUGACGAGGGAGACAAUGAUUUGGGAAAUGAACUCUUCGGCUCUAGCUCAAGCGAAGAUGAGGGUGAUGAAUAAAUAGUGUUUGGCAGGAGACUAUGUAGCUCUGCUAUAAGCUUUCAAAUACUUUCUUUGACUGACGGGGCGAGCACCAAUAGUCAAAUUAUCAAAUAAUGAGGGAAGAAAUUUUCCUUAUUUUUUAUGCACCCGACAAUUUAAAUAAGCAACCUUUGCGUUCUUUAAUUUCUCUAAAAAUGACCACCCCUUUUGCGAAGGCACUACUGUAUAUCUCGAAAACGCCUUGUCCGCUGUCCGGAAAUGCUUGUCCUCUUCAUGAACGUCAAAAGAUCACAACUUUCAAAAGAUGAAACUUGUUGUUAUGGAGAAACUUAAAAAGUAUGAAGUCAACUAGGUAGUUCUAAGGAUGUAAUAAAAAUUUCUGUUUACCGUUGUAUAGAACAAGACCAGUCUAAGUUGCUAUUCCGAGCUUGAUAAAACAUUAGGCAACUGGUCCAAAAAUGUAAUUGACUGUAAGUAAGACUUAACUUCACAGAAUUUCUCAAGCUGCAACUGUUUUUACUCGUUGUUAACUAAUUUGUUGUUUCGACCCUGUGUCAAGAACCAACUCUCUGGUUUCUCUAGUACAAAGCAAGUGGGUUGGCAGAUAAAAGAUAAUUUGAUUGAAACGGAAACAUUGAGAAUGGUUAACACUUGGUGAGGCUGAAGUAGUGAGAGACCAGCAAUCAGAUCUAUGUGCCUCGCUUAUACGAAAACAUGCUUUUCUUUUAGAGGUCAAGAUUAUAAAUUUGCCUCGAAAAGAAACAAAAUCAAAUGAAUAGCUCAUUAACAUAAUAUCUUGCUCUUUAGUCUUCAGAAUAUCAACAGAUCGUUUUCAAUCCGAGGGAAUUGUUCUACUUCGUUAUUCUGUACUGUGUAUUUAAUUUGAAAAUUGUAAGGUUCGCCUUUUUCGUUUUUACAAAUUAGUUUGGAAGAACAGUUUUUUAUGUUAAUUUCAAUCUAAACCUUGCUUUUUUAAUAAAUAUGCAAAUGGCUUUGAAAAAUGUAAACAUUAAAAAAAUGGAUUGAAACUUUAAAAA
Molecule: messenger RNA, 2480 nt
Organism: Rhopilema esculentum
Lineage: Eukaryota; Metazoa; Cnidaria; Scyphozoa; Rhizostomeae; Rhizostomatidae
Product: RNA polymerase II-associated factor 1 homolog
Biological process (GO): transcription elongation by RNA polymerase II
Cellular component (GO): Cdc73/Paf1 complex
Molecular function (GO): chromatin binding; RNA polymerase II complex binding
Source: RefSeq, a predicted model, not a curated record